AUGAAGGCGUCGAUGAAGUUUCGUGAGGAGCAGAAACCACUUUUCAGGGCUAAAGUUCCUCUGAGUAUCUUAGGUUUACCGUUUCAAUCAGGAAUCGUCGCCGGAGAAUCUAAAGAGCUUAGCCUCAAUCUCUCUACUUUCUUCGAAUCUGGUCCUUNUCUCAAAGUCGCUUACCGUCCAAACGAUUCCUGGAACCCUUUCUCUCUAAUCGUCAAAACCGGUACUGGAUCUUUCGGUUCUCCGAUCUCAAGCUCCAUGCUCAUGAGCGCUGAAUUCAACCUCCUUGGUAAAGGAAACCCUAGCUUUAUGCUUCACUUCAAACCCCAAUUCGGCGAUUUCUCAAUCAAAAAGUCUCACUCGUCUUCUGGAUUCGACGGGAAUCUGAUCAAAUCGGUUAACGGAUCUGUUUCUGAAGAGGAUUCGUCGAUCGAGGUUGUGGAUUCUCCGGCGGUCAAUGGAUGCGGCGGAGGAUUUAGGAAAGUCACGGUUCUUCCGUCGACUUCAGCCGGAGACAUCGCUGGUUUGCUUUCCGGUGUCGAGGUUGCGGCGAGGACGUCUUUGCCUGUGAGAGGACGAGCCGUCGUGAAUUUCCGGUGGGGCGUUAGGGUGCCUACGGAGAUAAGACGCGAUUUCGAUCCAACGGCUGCGAUUUCUCUGAGGAGAUUCCCUUUUCUCGUGAUGAAUAAAAUCGGAAUCGAACACGUGGACGGCUCAGAUGCUAAAUUGACUAAAUCAGCGAAUGAUCCGGGUAAAGUUUCGGAUCCGGGUCGUGGUGACGUGGCGGAGGUUUGUUUGGCCGUGAAUCGGCAGAUGGAGGAGCUUCGGACGGAGAAUAAACAGUUGAAGAGAGCCGUCGAUGAUCUCCGGGAAGCAAUUUCAAGCGGCCGUAAUCAAUUUUCUCCGGCGACGAUUGAUUACGGAGCUCACUCAAAGUACCGUGAAUCAGAGAGGAACAACAAUGGGAGAUCGAGAGGGGAUCGGUGGAGCAGCGAGAGGACGACGUCGUCGGAUUACGGCGGGAAGAAAAGCAAAGAAGAAGGUGAUGUUGCAGAGGAGUUGAAGAAAGCUUUGAAAGGAGCUGCUUGA
Molecule: messenger RNA, 1086 nt
Organism: Arabis nemorensis
Lineage: Eukaryota; Viridiplantae; Streptophyta; Magnoliopsida; Brassicales; Brassicaceae
Source: the annotation of a GenBank genome assembly